Messenger RNA from Perkinsus marinus ATCC 50983, 1176 nucleotides. RefSeq names its product ribonucleoprotein, putative. Bases 1 to 1176 code for a protein of 391 amino acids. NCBI's taxonomy places the organism in Eukaryota, Perkinsozoa, Perkinsida, Perkinsidae. Gene Ontology annotation, cellular component: nucleus; cytoplasm; ribonucleoprotein complex. The transcript is spliced from 11 exons. Gene Ontology annotation, molecular function: mRNA binding; protein binding. The record is from RefSeq and is a predicted model, not a curated record.
AUGUCCGACUCGAUUCGCAUACCAGUACGCUUGUUUGUGGGGAAACUCCCUGCGGCGUGGAACGAGCAGAACAUUCGCGAUCUAUUCGAGGCGUAUGGUGAAGUGCAGGAAGUAGGCCUGAUCAGACCUAAAGAAAACGGCAAGCAGCAGACAGGCUGUGCAUUCGUUAAGUUUGGUGCUGUCCAUGAAGCCGCUACUGCCAUCAAAUCUCUUAAUGGAACUUACAAAGCUGACGAUGCCCCUGGCUUCGUUCAAGUGCAGUUCGCCAAUGGUGAACCCGAGAGGCUUGGCCUUCCCGAAGACACUGAGGGUUACUCUCAGAAGUUGUUCGUGGGCAAUGUUCCCCCGUCUACGAGCGAUGAUGAGCUGAAGCAGAUUUUUGACGAGUACGGUAAUGUCACCGAAGCCUACAGCCUGGAGUCGAAGCGGGCCAGUGGGAAUAAGGCAGCGUUCGUGAGAUUCUCGAAGAAGUCGGACGCUCUCAAGGCCAUUGACGCUCUUAACGAUAAGUACACCUUCCCUGGCGAGCCCCAUCCUAUUACGGUGAAAUGUGCUGAUACGAGAGAACAGAGGCUCGCGCAUAAACAGGAGUUUGAUUCUCAUCGUUUCCAAGGAGGUGGAGACAGACCUUUCCGUACUCCCGACCAAGGCGGAUUCGAUAGAAUGCAACAAUUAGGAAGUGCUUCACGAGAUGGCUUCCAAAGCCGAUCUGGAGGAUACCAACCACCUCCCCCACCACCCGCCGUAGCGCAGCCUCGUCGGGCUGGCCCUUGGACUGAAUAUCUCAACCAUCCGGACGGCCGAUAUUAUUACCACAACUCCCAGACGGGACAGACCCAGUGGGAGGUGCCCUUCGAGUUUCAAAACAUGGGUCCGCCUCCGCCACCUCCUCAGCAGCAACCUCAGAGUGCCGGGUUCCAACAAACCCCCCAGGGUGGUGUUAACCUAGGACCAGGCGGCGGCUAUGGUCAGAUGAACAUGUCCCUUUCGGGUCAGCAAUCUGGCAGAUCGCAACAGCAGCAACAUGGCAAGAACGGCCCUCCGGGAGCUAACGUUUUCGUGUACAACAUUCCUGGCGAUUGGAAGGACGGUGACCUCGCGAGGGAAUUUUCUUCUUGCGGGUCGAUUUCCACGACAAAAAAAUCAUGGCAUGGCCCAGUUUCUCGCCAGACCUGA